Molecule: messenger RNA, 2118 nt
Organism: Lathyrus sativus (Indian pea)
Lineage: Eukaryota; Viridiplantae; Streptophyta; Magnoliopsida; Fabales; Fabaceae
Source: the annotation of a GenBank genome assembly
AUGAUUCACACCUUAUCCCCUAACUGUUCUCGUCCUUUGACUUCUUCUACUGUCACCGAUUUCAAUUUCAACAGGAGAAGAAAACUCAAGCUAGGUUUUCUUUUUUCCAUUUCUCAAAACACUACAACAACUCUAGGCGUCUUUCAAUUAGGUUUUCCUGAUUUUAACUAUGAUGCAUUUUUUAAACCUAACAAGAGUCAUGUUAGAGAUUUAGCUCCACCUGUAAGGUGGAAAUUGAAUGAAGUCAAUAUUGAAACUGAACUGGAUGAGGAGAAGAAUGAUUCUUUUGAUGGCAUAAACACUUCGAAUUCGGAUAGAGUCCAGGAGAGUUAUGAUGAGCGAAAAUCGAACUGCGAUGACGAUGAUGGUGUUGAGGAAGGUGAAAAAAAAGAGCAUGAUGGUAAGAUUGAUGUUAGAGAACUUGCUAUUAGUUUGCAGAGUGCUAAGACUGUGGAGGAUGUUGAGGAGGUUCUUAAGGACAAGGGUGAUUUGCCUAUUCAGGUGUAUUCGACGGUGAUUCGAUGGUUUGGUAAAGAAAAGAGACCGAAAUCUGCUAUGAUUCUUUUUGAUUGGAUGAAGAAGAGGAAGAUAGAGACUAAUGGCUCUUUUUCGCCUAACCUUUUUAUUUAUAAAUGUCUAUUAGGUGUAGUUAAGGAGUGUGGGAUAUUUGCGGAGACAGAAGGUAUUUUGAACGAUAUGGCUCGAGAUGGUGUUGGAUAUGAUGUUAUGACAUAUAAUUUGUUGAUGGGGAUUUAUAUUGAGAAAGGAGAAGGUGAAAAAGCUCUUGAUAUGCUUGAGGAAAUCCGUAGAAAUGGGCUUACCCUGUCUCCGAUGUCGUAUUCUCAGGCUGUGCUGGCGUAUCGGAAAAUGGAAGAUGGUAAUGGAGCUUUGAGUUUCUUUGUUGAGUUUAGAGAAAAAUAUCGGCUAGGUGAAAUAGGAAGAGACGACGAUGGUGAAGAUUGGGAGAAAGAAUUCAAAAAGCUUGAGAGCUUUACGAUACGUGUUUGCUAUCAGAUAAUGCGAUGUUGGCUCGUCAGUUCUGAAAAUAAGAGCAGUUAUGUGUUGAGGUUUCUUGUUAGUAUGGAUAAUGCUGGGAUUCCACUGAAGCGUGCGGAACUUGAGCGACUUGUGUGGGCCUGUACUCGCGAAGAUCACUAUAUUGUUGUGAAAGAGCUGUACAUUCGGAUAAGAGAACGGUAUGAUAAGAUCAGUUUGUCGGUCUGCAACCAUACAAUUUGGCUGAUGGGGAAAACCAAGAAAUGGUGGGAAGCUUUGGGGGUUUAUGAAGAUUUAUUGGACAAAGGGCCAAAGCCGAAUAACUUGUCAUAUGAACUCAUAAUGUCUAAUUUCAGAUUUCUUCUUAGUGCAGUCCAGAGAAAGGGUAUUUGGAAAUGGGGUGUCAGGUUGUUAAACAAGAUGGAAGAAAAAGGCUUAAAACCUAGAAGUAGUGAAUGGGAUGCAGUUCUUAUCGCCUGUUCGAAGGCUUCGGAAACGUCAGCAGCUGUGCAAAUAUUUAAAAGAAUGGUGGAAAAUGGCCAAAAACCAACUAAAAUUUCAUACGGUGCUUUAUUGAGUGCACUUGAAAAAGGAAAACUAUACGACGAAGCCUUCCGCGUGUGGGACCACAUGCUCAAGGUUGGCAUUGAGCCAAACGUGUAUGUCUACACAAUCAUGGCUUCAAUUUACACUGCACAAGGAAAUUUUAGUAGAGUUGAUGCCAUAAUUCAGGAGAUGACAACGUUAGGAAUCGAAGUAACAGUAGUGAUGUACAAUGCUAUAAUCAGCAGUUCUGCGCAGAAUGGUAUGACUAGUGCAGCUUAUGAAUGGUUUCAUCGAAUGAAAGUUCAGAACAUCACUCCCGAUGAGGUAACUUAUGAAAUGCUGAUUGGAGCCCUUGCAAACGACAGAAAGCCAAGGCUUGCAUAUGAGUUAUAUUUGAGAGCUCAGAACGAAGGCCUUGGUCUAUCUUUAAAAGCUUACGAUGCUGUGUUGCAAUCCGCUGAAGCUCAUGGUGCCACCAUUGAUGUAGGUUUAUUAGGACCUCCUCCUGCAGAUAAAAAGGCUAGAGUGAAAGUUGGAAAAAACAUACAAUCUGUCACAUGUUCCCAGGAGAAAUAA